AUGCGUUUCGCUGCUUUUCUCUCUUUGGGCCUCGGCGCCAAUGUCGCAAUCGCAAGUGUAUGCAAGCCGCGAAGUCGAACAUCGAGUGACUCCAGUAUAGUAUCUACCGAGUCUGCGUCCGCAUCGUUGACGGAAUCUGUUGUUGAGUCAACUACAAGUACAGACAUCGUGACAGCUACUACAACCUCUGUCGAAUUGUCCAUCAGUGUCACAUCUACAGACGACGAGAAUAGUUCAACUGAGGCGACCGAGUCGCAAAGCGCCAGCGUUGAGCUCUCAACUUCCAUUGGUACGGAAACGACUACAACUGAAAUCCCUACUACAAUUGCCGAGACUACUACGACUGCUGAGACCACGACAACUGCUGAAGCAACCACGACCACUGAAGACACAUUUAUACCGAUUCCUACCUUCAAUAUCAAGGCCGUAGGCUCAGACGUCGACGGCCAAUUGCUGCGUGGCGAUCCAGUUGCUUAUAACAACAUCGGCUGGUUCACGCCGAUGUUCGCGCCCACUCCCCCAGUUCUCACCUUUUCUAUCGACGCCAACACCAACCAUGUACGAGAGACAAACACCGGGAAAUACUUGUGCGUUGCAUUCGGCAACGGCAACGGCGGGGGUUUCCCAAACUCCAAUAUGCUCUGCAACCCCGAUAGCCCUAUUGCUGGGGUAGAACCUGUUACAUGCGAACAGACUCGGGACCGAAAGCUCAAGUGCUCUGCACCGGCUGGUGAAUGCCAGUUGGAUGAGUCGACAGAUACUACCUAUUGCAAUCCAGUUGCUGGUACCUGGGAUAAGUUCAAUGUGAUCACUGGUAGGAUUAUCAACACUCCUGCUCUUGUCAUGGUGUCGAGUAGCGAUCCGUCCACGCCCAGCGAUAUGAAAGCCGUUGAGCUUCAACUCGUUCCCUAUGCGGAUUAG
Molecule: messenger RNA, 921 nt
Organism: Fusarium tjaetaba
Lineage: Eukaryota; Fungi; Ascomycota; Sordariomycetes; Hypocreales; Nectriaceae
Exons: 2
Coding region: 1-921 (306 amino acids)
Source: RefSeq, a predicted model, not a curated record